UCUGCUCCCAGCCCGGGGCGCCCCCAGCCCCGUUCCAGCUUGCGCGAAUCCCCCUCCCCCUCCUCAGUCCUCUCUUCUUUUCUGUGCUCUUCGGGAUGGCUGGUUACCUGCGGGCUGUGAGCUCCCUAGGCAGAACCUCCGCUUCGGUCCUGGGCAGAGCCCCAGGGGCCUUGGCCCCGGCAGCCCUAUGCCUGCAAGGAGGGCAGCCACGGCGCAACUAUGCACACAAACGGAUCAAGGUCGACAAGCCUGUGGUGGAGAUGGAUGGAGAUGAGAUGACACGCAUCAUCUGGCAGUUCAUCAAAGAAAAGCUCAUCCUACCCCACGUGGACGUGCAGCUCAAGUACUUUGACCUGGGGCUCCCACACCGUGACCAGACGGAUGACCAGGUCACCAUAGACUCGGCCCUGGCUACUCAGAAGUACAGCGUGGCUGUCAAGUGUGCCACCAUCACUCCAGACGAAGCCCGGGUGGAAGAAUUCAAGCUAAAGAAGAUGUGGAAAAGCCCCAAUGGGACAAUCAGAAACAUUUUAGGGGGAACAGUAUUCAGGGAACCUAUCAUCUGCAAGAAUAUCCCUCGCCUUGUUCCGGGUUGGACAAAACCCAUCACGAUUGGCAGGCACGCACAUGGUGACCAGUACAAGGCCACCGACUUUGUGGUAGACAAGGCAGGCACUUUCAAGAUGGUGUUCACUCCCAAAGAUGGCAGUGGUGCAAAGGAAUGGGAAGUCUACAACUUCCCUGCUGGAGGUGUGGGCAUGGGCAUGUACAACACCGAUGAGUCCAUCUCGGGGUUUGCACACAGCUGCUUCCAGUACGCCAUCCAGAAGAAGUGGCCGCUCUACCUGAGCACCAAGAACACCAUCCUCAAGGUCUACGACGGUCGCUUCAAAGACAUCUUCCAGGAGAUCUUCGACAAGCACUACAAGACAGAUUUUGACAAGAACAAGAUUUGGUACGAACACCGGCUCAUCGACGACAUGGUAGCCCAAGUCCUCAAGUCUAACGGGGGUUUCGUCUGGGCCUGCAAGAAUUACGACGGUGACGUGCAGUCCGAUAUUCUAGCCCAGGGCUUCGGUUCCCUUGGCCUGAUGACCUCAGUGCUGGUCUGCCCCGAUGGAAAGACCAUUGAGGCAGAGGCAGCCCACGGAACUGUCACCCGCCAUUACCGAGAGCACCAGAAGGGCCGACCCACUAGCACCAAUCCCAUUGCCAGCAUCUUUGCCUGGACCAGAGGCUUAGAGCACCGAGGAAAGCUGGACGGUAACCAGGACUUAAUCAAGUUUGCGCAGACCCUGGAGAAGGUGUGUGUCCAGACGGUAGAGAGCGGUGCUAUGACCAAGGAUCUCGCGGGCUGCAUCCACGGCCUGAGCCACGUGAAGCUGAACGAGCACUAUCUGAACACCGGAGACUUCCUGGACACGAUCAAGAAUAACCUAGACAAAGCUCUGGGCCAGAACUAGGGGCUGGGGGGGAGCAGCUCCGGGGGGCCUGGGGAAGGCCAGGUUCGACACCUUUCCUUCAGCCCUCGCCCUUGCCCUCAGCAUGGAGGGAACCAUCCAUCACCCUUUUCUCUUGGCAAUGUGGAGCAGGAAGUCCGUGCUGGGGAUACUUUUUAUGAGCUGGCGGGGUGGUGUUUUUUGUUUUGUUUUUUCCCCGAAGGGUCUCUGAGGUAUGAGUUUUGAGGUGUGUUUUGCCUCAGCCAAAGCUGUUUCACCUAACUGUAAUUUAUAUACCGUCCUCGGAACACACUGUGCCAUAUUUAGCUACUAAAUUCUCUUUUCAAA
Molecule: messenger RNA, 1787 nt
Organism: Gracilinanus agilis (Agile Gracile Mouse Opossum)
Lineage: Eukaryota; Metazoa; Chordata; Mammalia; Didelphimorphia; Didelphidae
Gene: IDH2
Product: isocitrate dehydrogenase (NADP(+)) 2
Exons: 11
Coding region: 96-1463 (455 amino acids)
Biological process (GO): isocitrate metabolic process
Cellular component (GO): mitochondrion
Molecular function (GO): magnesium ion binding; NAD binding; isocitrate dehydrogenase (NADP+) activity
Source: RefSeq, a predicted model, not a curated record